GUUUGAAAUAGUGACUAUAUGGGCGGCAUAGCGAAGAAAAUCUCAAAAGAAAAGGAUCGUAGUUUGAUUGACAGCUGUUUCUGUCUCGGUGAUACAUAACUUCUAUCAAAGCUGUCAGCUAUUAUAAUAUAACGCCAUUUUGUGUAAUACACUUCUCAACACAGCGUUUGUUUUGAGAUAUGAAAUUUAGUUAAAGUUUUGGACUUGAUUAUACAAAAGAUUUGGAUAUAUAUGUGUUUGUGACAAAAUGCCAGUUAUGGAUCGAUACGAAUCAAUGAAAAUGUUGUCGUCGUCGGCUUCACAGUACUUGCCGCCGGAUUACUUACAGCCCCUUCCAACAACACUUGACGCUAAAAAUAGCCCCCUUGCACUUCUUGCGCAAACUUGUAGUAGUAUUGGAAAGGAUCCUCCAUCCAAGUCGAUCAUACCGCCGCUUGAAAGGAAAGAGUCAGUGGGAAAAGUGUCUCCCGUUGGAAGUGAACCUGAUAGUAAAGCAACAACCCCCUUAGCAGAAAAAGAUGGUCGCAAUUCUUCGAACACUCAACGUACAAGUCGAAAUGACACGAAGGGUAUUUCAAAUUUUUACCCAAUCUCAACCUCGAGUCCGAAACCGGAAAAAUGUCAGACGGACUCUCAUAAAACAAAGGACGAGGGAAAAUACAAUGACAAUGAAAGAAAAUCACCACAGGUCAUAACAAGACCUAGGUCAUCGUCCUCAUCGGCGUCUGGAUUAAAACCAAAUAUUGACAGGGCAAGCCCCCGACCUAAAACAAAUGAACAUACAAAGGAAUUGCAUGAUUCAAAAUAUUCUCCGCCAGCAAAGAGUCAAAGGUCGGAUUCGCCAAUAAGACGAGACAGUUCUCCAUAUCAAGACGCUAAACACCAACAUUCGUUAUACCAAGGAUUACCAUAUGGGCCGUUUAGUUUACCAAAUAUUCCAUUUCCAGGGGGAAUGCAGCCGUCAGUAGAGACUUUAGUUGCUGCUGGCUACCCGUAUGGUCUUCAAGGACAUACUAGCUACAGUCUUGCCUCUGCGCAUGCUCUAGCUGCCCACCAAGCAGCUUUAAAGUCCGGGUCCUCAGCGGCUUUAUCUCAAUACAUGCAGUAUGCUAGAAUGAGAAAUCCGACAGCGCCAUCAGCAUGCAAGGAUCCUUACUGUACAAACUGUGUUUCUGCAGCAUCUCAAAAUUCACAUUUAUCUCAGUGUUCUUCUCCCGGUUGUGCUCAGUGUUCACAUGAAAAGGCAUUACAAGGAUUAGGUAUGUUCGGCCUUCCAGGGUCGAAUCAUUUACAUUCACCAUUCAGUGUGCCUUCGUCAGCUGCUGUUGGACUUACCCAUUUACAUAAUUUGUAUGCUCAAAAUCUUUUGACACAACAAGGUCAACAGCAUGUAUGUAACUGGAUGAUGGGUAGUGACUAUUGUGGUAAACGUUUUAAUUCGUCAGAGGAAUUAUUACAACAUUUAAGGACACACACUUCCGGUGGGGAAUCUGCACUAAGUGCCUAUGGCUCCCUUGGGUUAUCAAUACCCACACCCUCAGACUUACCUCCUGGACUUUCAGGAUAUUUGGGCUCCAGUGGAAAUAUAAGCCCAGAGACAUUGAGAAGAAUGUAUCCAACAAGUAUCAGUCCGCUGAGCGGAAGUGCACUUUCUAAUCGCUAUCAUCCCUACAAACCGGCGUUGUCUAAUAUGCCAACUGGAAUUCCUUCUCAGCAAUCGUUGUCAUCACUUGGACCUUACUAUUCACCAUAUAGUUUAUAUGCCCAAAGAAUAGGGGCGGCAGCUGUGCCUUAACAGUAGAGAUUUUUAAACGCUCAAUUUGUGAUAAACGCUCAUAAAUAAAUUCUGUUUGUUUUAAAAGUGCUUUUUCUAAUGUGCUAUUCCUGGAAUUUAAAAACAGUCUCCAGUAUAUUUAUUGUAAUUUAUUUCAAUUGCAUACAAUUCAAUAAAAUUAGAUAAUUGGCAUAAUUGUUUAUAUAUGUGAAUAUUUUGUUAAUGAAAUAGAAGAUAGGUGUGUCCAGGGGACUCCCGAGUUCUUUUUAUAAUAAUAUUAUUGCAAUGUAACUGUGUGACGAUGAUAUUAAAUUAAAUUUGUAUCAUUUUCUGUAAUAACUCUCAAUAUAGUAGAAAAUCGUUGUGGAUUUUAAAGACAUAUAUAUUUGUUGAUACUGAAUAAUUUAUUUAAAUAAGCAUAAAAUAAAUUAUCAAUAAAA
Molecule: messenger RNA, 2214 nt
Organism: Ruditapes philippinarum (Manila clam)
Lineage: Eukaryota; Metazoa; Mollusca; Bivalvia; Venerida; Veneridae
Product: zinc finger protein Noc-like
Exons: 2
Coding region: 248-1795 (515 amino acids)
Biological process (GO): negative regulation of DNA-templated transcription
Cellular component (GO): nucleus
Source: RefSeq, a predicted model, not a curated record